Patella vulgata (common limpet) is the source of this 6493-nucleotide messenger RNA. RefSeq names its product fatty-acid amide hydrolase 2-A. Bases 146 to 1741 code for a protein of 531 amino acids. The transcript is spliced from 8 exons. The record is from RefSeq and is a predicted model, not a curated record. Lineage: Eukaryota; Metazoa; Mollusca; Gastropoda; Patellidae.
GGCGUCAUACCGUGACCUCUAUAGUACAUGCGCAGUUAUGGGAAUUCCACAUUGAGCAAUGCCAAUAGUGAAUCAACAUUCACAAAAGCAAGAAGGAUCGGAUUUUUGUCGCACGAAUUUAGUGUUGCAAUAUUCACAGUAAAAGAUGAAUGCUGUGGUGAUCAUUGAGAAUAUAUUAUAUGCUGUAUUUACCAUUACAGGAUUAGUACUAUCUCCACUUACAGAAUUAAUAUUUCGAUUCAUUUAUGGUAAGGGAGAAAAGAUUUGUCCUAUUAAAGAUGAAUUGUUAUUGGAAAGUGCCACAAGUUUAGCCAAUAAGAUAAGAACAAGAAAGGUAACUGCUGAACAUGUUAUGCAAGUUUUUAUUGAAAGAGUGAAAGAAGUGAAUCCCAAAGUAAAUGCUGUGGUAGCCAAUAGAUAUGAAGAGGCCUUAAAAGAUGCAAAACAAGUUGACAGCUUGUUAGAUAAUUCCAGUAUUCCAGAAGAAUUUUCACAAGAAAAAUGUCCAUUUCUUGGUGUUCCAUUGUCAGUUAAAGAAGCAUUUGCUACAAAAGACAUGCCUCAUACAUCAGGUCUCAUUAGUAGACAAUAUCGUAUUGCUGACCAUGAUUCACCUUGUGUAGCUAAUCUAAGGAAAGCAGGUUUUAUACCUUUCGUUAGCACCAAUAUUAGUGAAUUAUGUAUGUGGUAUGAAUCUGCUAAUCAUGUUUAUGGUAGAACUAAAAAUGCCUACAAUACGAGCAGAAUAGUUGGUGGCAGUUCAGGAGGUGAAGGAUGUAUAUUAUCAACAGGGGGAUCAGUGGCAGGUGUAGGAUCUGAUAUAGGUGGCAGUAUUAGAAUGCCUGCUUUUUUUAAUGGUGUAUAUGGCCAUAGACCAUCCAAAGGAAUAGUUUGUAAUGAUGGACAAUAUCCACCAGCAACAAAAGGUCAGAUUGAGCUUCUGUCAACUGGUCCCAUGUGUAGAUAUUCUGAAGAUUUAAUACCGUUAUUAAAAACAAUGGCAGGAAAAAAUGCUGAUAAACUUAAGCUUGAUCAAAAGGUUGAUUUAAAAAAAUUACGUAUAUUUACAAUGGAAGAUGACGGAGGAAGUCUGUUAAUCAGUAAAGUAGAUCCAGAACUAAAAGAAGCUCAAAGAAAGGCUGUUAGAUACCUAGAAAAUAUAGUAGGAGUGAAAGUAACACCAGUAAAGAUACAUAGAAUGAAAUAUGGAUUUGAUAUGUGGUGUGCAAAAAUAGCAUUAGCUGGUGGCACAAGCUUUUCGGAAUUCAUGGGAAAUGAAGAAUAUUCAGUCAAUGGUUACCUAGAAGCGGUGAAGUGGAUAUUUGGACAGUCACAACAUACAUUACCAGCCAUCUUGCUUUCAAUGAUUGAAAAACCUUCUUUCUUAAUGGAAAAGAAUAAUAAUAGACUAGUUGGAAUGUUAAAAAAACUAGAAGAAGAUGUCCAAACCCUGUUAGGUGAUGAUGGUAUUUUAUUAUACCCAACACAUCCUAGAAUAGCUCCAUAUCAUAAUCAACCUUUAUUUAUGCCUUUCAACUUUGCCUACACAGCCGUAUUUAAUGCCCUAGCACUUCCAGUUACCCAGACUCCAAUGGGACUCAGUACGGACGGACUGCCAAUGGGAAUACAAAUAGUAGGUAGUGCCAAUAUGGACCGUCAGACUAUAGCUGUAGCUAAGGAGUUAGAAAGUGGGGCAAUUGCUGGGUGGGUUCCGCCCUCACUUCAAAUAAGUUCAUCUUAGGAUUCACAUUCAUAGCCAUUAUAUAUUAGUUACAAAUUUUUGUUUGCCAUUUUUAUAUGCCAACAUUUAAUGUGGGCAUGUAUUGUCAAUCCCUGCAUCCAUGAUUAGUUUUAUGUGUCCAAGUUUUCUUGUGAAUAUUCUACACAAUACAGUUGUCACAGUGGUUGUUCAUUUAAUCCUAAGGAAAAACUCUUAUUAAAGUUCAAGAGUUAAAUCCUCAUUUACAUUCAAACAUGAAAGCUUUCAAACUUCAUAUAGGAUAAAGUUAUUGAUAGAAUGUUUUAAAAUUCAGUGGUAUUGUUCACUAAGGUAUGGGGAGGAAUCCUAUUGAAUUUUGGAGGGUUGGAUGGCCGAAUGAUUUGCACCUGCGCGCUCUAUCAUAAGGUCUGUCAUUGGGUCAACUAGCGUGGUUUCGAUUCCCCGGCUGUACAUUACAAGGAGUAGGAUCGCCUGUUCAACAUCAUGGGUUUACUCAGGGUCCUCCAGUUUCCGUCCAAUCUGAUUAAAAUACAGAUCUAUAUUUCAUUUUUUUAUACUUUCGAUGGCCUACACUACAUGAAGAUCUGACAAGUUGUACUCGAAGGUCGUCUCAUGGGUCGUAUGAGCAGCUUUUGACCCUACGGUGUCAGACACAGUAAUCAAACAGCGUUGGCGUUUCUAGUGGUUUACCCACAGUUCUGUGAAUGGCACGCCAAGAAGUUGCCGUAACAGACCGUUUUAUUGGCUUACCCCUCACUUCAACCAAAACGCCGGUAAUAUAACAAAUCUUCCAGAUCCUAGUGUAGUAAAGACAAGUACAACGAAAUUUUGAACUAUAAAAAAUGAAACGAAACAGGAUCUGUGUUUUAAUCAGAUUGGUUUCCUUCCACUGCUAAAGACCCCUAUGCGCUAGUUCUUUUUGGAACUGUCUUUAAGCGGACGAUGUCCACUGACAGGGGACAUUGUCCGCUCAAAGACAGUUCCUAAAGGAACUACCCAUGCGCAGGCGAAUUAUUGAAAUAAAAUUGUACCAUAUGUUAGUCUCGAAAUGACCUAGUUUGUGUUGAGUGGGCGUUAAACCCCAUUUCUCUCUCUCUCUGCCUUUAGAAUUUCUAAAUUUUAGAUUUCAAACAUGGUUUGCCAAUUCAUAUUUUGAAUUUUAAUCUUUAUAAAAGCGAUACAGGGCAGAGUUCCAUAUGGAUGAAUCCUUUCAAAAUUAGGAGUUUUUUAUAUCGCAAAUCACCAAGUUUAUUUUGAAAUCAAGAGUGCCCAUUGUGACUUAAGAUAAAAUUUUAUAAUCGUAAAUUUCAAAUGUAUGCAUUUUACAUUCCCAUUUUGAACUAUAUUCAAAACUUUAGGGUUGGUUCUUGCAUUUAUUUUUCUGUUGAUAUAUUUGCUUUUAAAGCUUAGUACAGAGUUUAUUAUUAUUAUAAUUUUUUUUUUUUAUAAACUUGGCGGCAUGUGAUUUGUCGACAAUGAUUUUAGAUUUAGCUUGAAUGACAAGCUCCUUUCUAUAUCUAUUUAACAGUAUUAAUAUACAAAUCAAAUUAGUGAUAACAUACAUGUUUUGUCAUGUGAAGAACAAUUGUAUCAUCCUUUUUAAAGGCAUGCUACAUACAAUAUUUAUGUUGUCUUCCCAUGUAAUGAGAAGAAUCUCAACUUGUUCUGUCUGUAUAUUUCCGUUCUACGCAAAUUUAUUGUUUAAAUUUCAUUAAGUCUCUGAAGGACACCAAUAUUUAGAGAUGUUGUCAUUACAUGCAUACAUUUAAACUGAAUAGCAUAUUUUUAUAUUGCCGUCGCCCUUGUCUGUGUGUAUGUAUGUGUCUCUGUGUGUUGCCAACAGGCAACGAUUCUUAAUGGAUCGUCUUGGAACUUGGAAUAUGUAUUCCUUAUAUAGCUUAAGGAUGACAACUGCAUGUCCCAACUUACUUUAUUGCAGUGUUUUGAAUUUUAUCAGUCAAAUAGCUGGCUUCUUUAGUGAGAAAUUUACUUAGUGUGCCAUUCAAAAUUUUGCAGCACACUUUGAGAGUCACUGCACGACAGGUUACAAUAAUUAACAGAUUUUGUUCAAAUUCAGCGUAUCAAUCAUUUCAAUAACAGGGUGGUACCUAUUUAUAUUGUUCCAUAUCCAACCCGGAGGGGCAGGGCCGCGUCCAGUUUUUGUAUUUAUCGUCUACAGGCUGCAAUUCUGAAUGGAUAAUCUUGGAACUUUGCAUAUUUUUUCCAUAUACCGUAAAGACAGCAGGUAUUUAUUUUGGUGCAUGCCCCGAUCUCGUGGAGCGAUGUCACACCCACUUUUUUGUUAAUAUUUUGUCUGUAAAUUUGGCAAAACAAACGCCUAGCCUUUUUUGUCUCUUGUCAUAUUACAGCCAUUUCAUAUUUCAUUCUCUUCAUUUUAAAAAGAACCCUAUCAAUCAAAGCAGAAAUGUGGAUGUAUAUUGCAGCGUUAGCGAUGGUCUUGUUAUAUAACAUAUUAUCCAUGAUAGAUAAAAGGGUAAACCAGGACGGAAGCGACUUAACUGUUUAUGAGCAGUUCCCCCUUCUUUCCAAUAGGUAUUUAGCAAGCAAAUAUUAAAAACGCUCAAGUAACCUGCGCUAUUGCUCACUUGACCAUAAAUGUUGUGAUUUAUUUGUUGUUUUAGUUUGUUAUUAUGGGGCAAUUGACAUUCACCUUCUAUAUUAUUAUCUUAUUAUCACACUAAUCUGAUCUUCUACAAGAAACCUCAUGGCACAAAUUAGUUAAAGAUUUAGAUAUGUGCCCUAGAUAUGUUUCAAAAUACAUGAGAUCUGGGCCCUUAUUCACGAAAACUUAAACUAAGAUACAAUCAAAAUUUUAAGAAAUACUGCAAUUCGAUUGGCUGUCCAAUAUGCAAAUUGGAUAUAUGCAAAUUGAUUUUACUGGUCAGCCAAUCGAAUUGCAGUAUUUCUUAAAAUUUCGAUUGUAUCUUAGUUUAAGUUUUCGUGAAUAAGGGCCCAGAUUCCUUGGGACGUCAUUAUUUGAUUAGUUUUUGUAAAGUAAUAUAGAAUAUUAUAUUUUUAAAGAAAUAUAUACUUUUAUUUGAUGCCUAUAAAAGUAAAAAUAUAAUGAAGUUGAUAACGGGCAUACACAUAAUAUAUCUUAAAAUUUGGUUGGUAUCAUGAAAAUUAACGUAUUUGUAUUUAUAUGGCUGUUGCAUCUGUUGCAACCUCCACAAUUAUACAAACAUUUGUAUAAAAAUUUUAGCAAUGGUUAUUAAUAAUAAGCUUACAAUAAAUAAAAUAACAUAGGAUGUCAGACUAUGAGUAUUUAGCUCUAAAAAUAUAUUUAAAGGAGCUAAAUCUCUAUUUUUAGUGCCUAGAAAUGGACACAAAUGGGUCGCAACGUAUAUAAUAAAGUAAUAUGAAUGUUUAUAAACUGAUUUACAUUCAGUCGUUUCCGUUUUUACUCUAAUUUCUAAUCAGUUAUGUUUGGCGAAAUACGCGAAGAGUACAAAUUGAAUGGCAGUCUUUGGCAUCUGAUUAUUCCAGUUUACACCAGUAGUAUUCUACUUUGUGGGGUAUGUUUAGCCUCGUUCAUCGAGUCGCCUCAUUACAAAUGGUGCUCGAAAGCAUUCUGGCGCACAAUUCGUGUGCCAAUUUUAAAAACUUUGUUUCGUUUUAAAUAUUGUAUAUCAGAAGCCCAUCUUUUCAUGGUAACAUAACAACUUCAAUGUUGAUUUAAAUUGACCAAUGAAUAAGUCUUGUUUGAAAUGUCAAAGACUGUGAAUGAUAUAUUGAGUUAAAGACUUGCCUCCUUUAAAUUGAAAGAACUAACAUAAAAUAAUAUAUUUAAAUUGAAAGAACUAACAUAAAAUGCUUGUAAAUCAUCUAUAAAACUAAACUUUAAAAUUAUUUUUGAAGUACAUUUACAAUAUUUUUAUUCUAUUUAGAAAUUUUCAAAAACAUUUGAGAAAUGAAAUCCCAUGGUAUACAUGUAUCUUUAGCCAUAAACCAUUCCAGAAUUAAUGUUUUAAUUGAUGUUAUUUUAAAUCUUUUAUUAGGUUUAUGUUGUAACUGGUUUUGUUAUGUUAGUACCAUUUUUUUUUAUGAAUAUCUAUAUAUAUUUUUGUUACUAAAAAGGACCAAUACUGAAAAGUACAGGUAAUUAAACUGUGAGCCCAUAUUGGGUUGAGCACCAUGUAGUUAUGCAUAAGAAGCAUCUAUUGAAAGUUGUAAUUUAUUCCUAUAUAAGUUUUAAAAAAUGGUUAUGAUUUAUCAACUCAAAAAAAAUUGUUGUCUUUGUAAUAGCUACAUUUAAUCAAAAUAUGCUUAAUUAAAUUGAUUGUUUUCAACUUAAAAUGCUGAUACACACAUAAGUAUUACUAUAAUUUUUAUUGUUAAUAAUUAACAAAUAAAAUUUGUUUUUGUUAUAUUUAUACUUGUAAUAUUUAUAAACUUACCACUAGAGCUAGUACCAUGUUACAUUUAUUUACAAUAUUACGCACUUUUUUCAAAUUAUUUAAAUACUGUUUAGUAAUUAUGAUUAUUGGAAAAUCCAUAAAUUAUAAAUAUUUUUUCAAUUAAUCUGGUUUAUAGCAAAUUAUACUUGUAAAUAUUCACAUGUACAUGUUUUAAAAAAAAACGAAGUGCUUUUGUGAAAAUUUCGUACAUAUUUUUGUAGAGAUAAUAAGAUGUUUUUAGAACAAUAAUGUGAGAUAACGUGUGGCUAGUGUAAAAUGAAUGUUUCACUUUUGAUAUGUGAUAAUAUAUUUAUAUAGAAUAGUCUAGAAAUGACAGUAAAAAGGGAACACCUAA